Messenger RNA from Daldinia vernicosa, 957 nucleotides. RefSeq lists its product as uncharacterized. Lineage: Eukaryota; Fungi; Ascomycota; Sordariomycetes; Xylariales; Hypoxylaceae. The record is from RefSeq and is a predicted model, not a curated record. The coding region runs from base 1 to 957 and encodes 318 amino acids. The transcript has a single exon.
AUGGAUUCUGGAGUGGGUGAUUUUAACCUCCCGGUAGGGGGAAAUACCGACUUCCGAAUGGAAGAUUUCGAUCCCCAAGCAGAAGAUUUUGACGACCAGCUGGGAGAUUUUGACUUCUCGAUAGAGGAUAUGGAUUUACAAAUGGCAGACAACUACCAUAUCGAGAAUAUGGACUAUCUAUUGGACAACUUCGCAUUCGACAACCUCGAUCCUGGUAAUGUGUCAAGCGAUCAACCUAGUCGUAACAGGACGAGAGAACAGUCGCAAGAAGGAGAAGCUAGUGCUCCGUCGAGCCCAGAUUCUCAGGCCUUCGUUAACUACUUCGAGUGGACGGAGAACAACCUACCCAUCGGGGUAUCUUUCGACCCUAAUGCCCCGGCGGUUACCCCUGCAUUCCUGCGCGGAUGGACUUAUAGGCCUGAACAGCCAGCCGAGCCAGAAGACGAAAACCAAGUUGUUUUCAUGGGUUCGCGUGGGACUGGGUACCGCUCAGAAAUGGUUACGCCUGCCGAGGUUGCCGGGAACGAGCCCGCAGUUCGUCGAUCGUCUCGCCGCAGAAUCGCCCCUCGAAUUCCAUUUCCUACUCAGCGACCAGCAUGGGCGAUGCUCGCGACGGAUUUUAAAACCGUUUCUACUAUUCCGAACGACGUCUCCCUGUGGUGUCCUUGCUGUACACGGACACUCCCGAGUAGCAGUUUCAGGGUGGCGCCUAAGAACCAUACUCCAAUGGAGACAUGCAUUGAUUGCAGAAAGCGACAGGUAUUACCUCAUAAUGGUAUGGCUAUCUGCUGGAGCACAUCAUCGGAUCGCAAAGGCUGUGGAAGAUUUCUCCCCCGGGCUAAUUUCUCUAGCUUUCACAAUUACGCAACUUUUACGGGUAUUCUUUGUCGAGAUUGUAGAGCUUUCGGCCCAGGUCGGGUGAGAUUCGAGGGGAGAUAUAUUGAGAGGAGGCCAUGA